This is a messenger RNA of Rhodotorula graminis WP1, 3045 nucleotides long. RefSeq lists its product as uncharacterized. Gene Ontology annotation, cellular component: nucleus; CAF-1 complex. Gene Ontology annotation, biological process: nucleosome assembly. The record is from RefSeq and is a predicted model, not a curated record. The transcript has 13 exons. Lineage: Eukaryota; Fungi; Basidiomycota; Microbotryomycetes; Sporidiobolales; Sporidiobolaceae. The coding region runs from base 1 to 3045 and encodes 1014 amino acids.
AUGGCCACCUCCACCGAGCCAUCCACCCCGACUCACCCAGCCCCGUCGAGCUCACAGCCCACCAGCUCGGCGUGCCCCUCGACCGCCAACACGACCGCAGAGCGCAACUCCAAGCCCACCUCGACCUCGUCCUCGUCCGCCCUCAAGCCCGACAACACGGCCACCGCUGCCACCCUCGUCCUGUCCGACUCGUCGAGCGACGUCGAGGGCGCCUCUCCCGCCCACUCGUCGCGCGACACCGACACCGACAUGCGCGACGCGAGCCCGUCCACCUCGUCCACCCGCCGCCAGGAGGCCAACGCCAGCCUCAAGCGCAAGGGCACCGAUGCCUCUUCCUCCUCGGCCCAACCCGCCUCGAAGAAGGCCAAGGCCGCCUCAUCGUCCAAGUCGGGCACCGACAGCAAGAAGGUCAAGAAGGCCGACGAGGACGACAAGCCCAAGGGCGGCGCGGCGCUCGUCGAGCUCAAGGGCAGCAAGCUCGAGUUCAAGCAGAAGGCCGUCGCCAUCAACCUUACCAUGAGCUACCUGGGCGAGAUGACCGCCUUCCUCGAUUACGCCGUCAAGCACCUGCUGUCGUCCUCGGACGCCAAGCUCGACGAGUACCCCAAGGCGCACCACCCUCUCAUCGCCAAGCUCGUGCAUGAGUCGCCCAACAUGCUCGACGGCGUCUUCCGCUUCGUCAAGCGCACGCUCGCGACGUCCAUCGCUGGCGGCAUGAUCACCCUCGCCGACUCGCAGGACGAGAACGCCGCCGAGGAGCUCGACGAGGUCGAGAUCGGCAAGCGUAUCCCGACGGCCCCGCUCAAGGCGCUCAUCGCGCAGCUCGCGACCCGCACCAACUACGGCAUCGCGCUCAACGACGUUGACGACCUGCCCGAGGGCGUCAAGGGCGUGCCCGCCGCGCUCCAGAUCUGGAUCUGGGAGGUCAAGGACGACGACAUGCUCCCGAGCGAGAUGAGGUCGAAGCUCGAGAGGAGGAGGAGGGAGAGGGAGGAGGUCAAGACGGCGGCCGUCGCGCUCUUCCACGCCCUGUCCGAGUCGGAGCAAGCUGCGGUCCUGAGCGGCGAUGCCAAGGCCGGCCCGUCCACGUCCUCGUCGACGACGACCAAGGACAAGGGCGCGGCCAAGGGCAAGGGCAAGGCGGCCGCCGCCGACGAGUCGGACGCCGACAACGAGGGCGACGGCUCGGGCUCGGCGGCGGCGAAGAAGAAGGCCAAGGGCAAGGGCAAGGAGAAGGAGAAGGUCAAGGGCGAGGGCGAGGGUGAGACGGGCGAGGGCGGCACCGAGGUCAAGUGCAAGUCGCACAAGAAGAAGGAGAAGAAGGAGCCGACCGAGGAGGAGAAGCGCGACGCCGAGGAGAAGGCCCGCAUCAAGGCCGAGAAGGAGGCCGACAAGGAGCUCAAGCGCCAGAAGAAGGCCGACGAGGACGCCAAGAAGCUCGAGCGCAAGGCCGAGAAGGACCGCGUCAAAGCCGAGAAGGAGCGUGUUCGGCUCGAGAAGGAGGAGGAGGAGAAGCGCAAGUCCCAGGCCAAGAAGAAGCAGACCAACAUGUUCAGCAGCUUCUUUGUCAAGCCCACGUCGUCGCCGGCGCCCGAAGCUGCUGGUCCAGCCGACUCGCCCAAGCCGGGCAAGCCGCCCAAGAGCAAGGAGUCGGACUUUGACCGCGUCUUCCACCCGUUCACGGUCCGCGAGAAGGUCACGGUCGCGCCCGUCAACGCGUUCCUCAAGGACGACUCGGCCAAGGUCGACGUCGCCCUCGACAGCAUGCCGGACCUCACGCUCAAGGACUCGCUGGCCGAGUUCCUCUCGACCGCAUCGCCUCGCCGCAUCCCUGUCUACGACCCUCACCCUUGCCCGCCCGUCAACGUGCGCCAGUGCGUCGUCGCCAUCAACGACUCGACCCUCACCUCGUCCGACACGACCGUCUACUACUCGCUCCUCGAGGACCGCUCCAAGGUCCGCGUCAAGCUGUUCAAGUUCCACUCGGACGUCCGCCCGGGCUACGUCGGUACCUGGACCAAGACGUCGCACGUCGUCGGUCCGCGCACGCCCUUUGCCCGCGAGACGGCGCUCCUCAACUACGCCGUCGACUCGGACGACGAGUGGGAGGAGGAGGUCGACGACCCGGACGCAGAGGACGUCGGGUCGGACGGUGGAGCGCGCUCGGACGAGGAGGGCGGUGCGGCGGGCACGGGCGCCGAGAGCGAGGCCGACUCGUGGCUCGCCGACGACGACGAGAUCGAGUACGAGGCCGGGUACGACGCCGACGGCGACAUCGCCAUGCUCGACGCCGAGGGGCGCGGGUUCGGCGGCGACGACGACGACAUCAUCGUCGUCGAGAGCGAGAAGGAGCGUCGCCAGCGCGAGCGCGACGCCAAGAAGAAGAAGGUCGAGCGCGAGCGCAAGAAGAAGGAGCGCGAGGCCAAGAGGGGCCCGAUGCUGCCCGUCGCCAAGGGCUUGUGCUGGCAGCACGAUGUCGGCACCGUCGAGGACGUCGUCUUUGAGCCGAUGCGCAUCCAGUUCCUCAACGAUGCCGCGUCCGGCCUCAACCCUUUCACCUGGGUCUCCAAGCCCACCACGGCGCCUGCCGCAUCAUCUGGUGCGCCUGCUUCGUCGAUGCCGAGCUCGACCAAGGCCAAGGGCAAGGAGAACGUCGCCCUCGCCGCCGCAACGCCGGCCGCCUCUUCUACCCUCUCGAGCACGGCCGUCGCUCCCGCCUCAACGACCAAGGCCAACUCGAUCACGCCCGCCACGACCGCGCCGAGCGACGGCGCCGUCAACACGCUCAAGGCCAAGCGCGCGCCGCCCAAGAUGCCGUUCCCGGCCGAGCACCUCGCGCGCUUUGUGCGCCACGUGCACGGCUCGACCAAGUCGCGCAUGGUCCUCGUCGAGCUGUUCGUCGACCAGAUGAAGGACGAGGGCGUCGUCAUCAACAAGAACACGGUCGACGCCAAGUUCCGCGACCUCGGGACCAAGAAGGUCAAGGGCAAGCUGCAAGUCUCCGAGGACGUCUUGGUUCAGGCCGGCGUCAGCCCCGACGAGUGA